AUCUGGCCGCCGCCAUUGCACUGUCCAUGGCCGAUGUGGCAGAGAAGCCACGUCAGGGCAGAAUGACACGGCAUGUCAUCGAUGCCGACAAUUCGUGCCUGUUCAACUCGAUAGCCUAUGCCUUAGAAGGACGCGCAACGGACAAAGCUCCGACACUGCGCGAGACCGUGGCUGCAAUCAUACUCUCGUCGCCAGACGUGUGGACAGAGGUGGUCCUGGGGAAGAGCCCCGAGGAGUACGCAGACUGGAUCCAAGACCCCGAACACUGGGGCGGAGGGAUCGAGCUGGCAGUCUUGUCGGACCAUUACGAAGCAGAGAUAGCCGCUUUCGACUGCCAAUCGCUGCGGGUUGAUAUCUUCGGCGAGGGCAAGGGCUAUCAGCAACGUGCCCUUCUAAUUUACGACGGCAUUCACUACGAUGUGUUGGUCCGUGAGGCUUUGCCAGGAGAUCCGGAGGAGGUGGCUCUGUUUGGCGUGGCGGAUGCCGCAGCCCUCGAGGAGGCAAGGCAGAUCGCCAAGGCCAUCGGGGACAUGGCACUUUGGGAUUUGACUGCAUUAAUGGAUGUGGAAACGAAAGUGCUCUGA
This is a messenger RNA of Symbiodinium sp. CCMP2592, 584 nucleotides long. The record is from the annotation of a GenBank genome assembly. Lineage: Eukaryota; Dinophyceae; Suessiales; Symbiodiniaceae.